Messenger RNA from Nicotiana attenuata, 651 nucleotides. Its product is annotated as DNA ligase 6-like. Gene Ontology annotation, biological process: DNA recombination; DNA repair; lagging strand elongation. The record is from RefSeq and is a predicted model, not a curated record. Gene Ontology annotation, molecular function: DNA ligase (ATP) activity; ATP binding. Bases 206 to 469 code for a protein of 87 amino acids. NCBI's taxonomy places the organism in Eukaryota, Viridiplantae, Streptophyta, Magnoliopsida, Solanales, Solanaceae. The transcript has 4 exons.
AAUAAUAUAUAUACAUGUACCCAAUCAAACAGUAUCAAGGGAGUAGCUUAUCAACUAUUCUCCUAAGUAAGAAGAGACAUCCCUUUUAGGAUUCCAUAACUGUAAAAUUCUUUGGCUACAGAUUGUUGCAUCUGCCACUCCGUCAAAGGCGAAAAUACCUGAAGGAUUUAUUUGGUGACGGCAAGUGGGUUAUUUCGAGUUGAAAAUGACUGUAGAGUCUGAUGAUUCUUGUGCAGAUAACGAAGCCACUUUGGCUAGGAUGAACACCUUUCUUGAUGAUGCGCUACGUUCUUCUUGUGAAGGAAUCAUGGUGAAAUCCCUUGAUAUAGAUGCUGGGUACACACCAUCAAAGCGCACUAAUGCAUGGUUAAAGGUCAAGAGGGACUACGUGGAAGGGCUAAGUGAUUCCUUGGACUUGGUUCCGCUUGGUGCUUGGUAUGGGAACAGAUGUUUGAAGAUGGAAAGGUAAUAAUGAUCGACAGAUCGAUUGCUGCUUUUGUCUAAUAUUUUUAAUUGAUAAGAAGUAAUGCAUCGAAGCAAGUCAAAAUGAAUUAGUACUCAAUGAAGGUCUACUUAGAUAACAAGAGUCAUAAGGGAAAGUGACUUCACAUGAUGGAUACAUUAUCAAAAGUUGUAUGAUUGACUAUGCGC